AUGGAAACAAAAAGCGUUAUACGGGGCAAUGAGGUUGGUGUUGGUGAUUGUGGCAGUGGAGUUAAGUUUCGGAGUAACGUCCAUAUGGAGGAUGAUAUAGAAGACGUAGAUGAUGCAGGUAGCUGUGCACUUGACAUGGAUGUUAGGUAUUUAUCCCCCCUGGAAACAAUUCAUACGACUCACACUGUGGUUGGUAGCAACGAAAUAGCUGUAGUUGUUGAGGAGCCUAAGGAAGGGAUGGUUUUCCAGUCUUGGCAACAGGUUGAAGCCUACUAUAAGGACUAUGCUAAGCAGAUGGGGUUUGGAGUGACAAGGGCUCAAGGUGUAAAUUCUAAGACGGGGGACCCAAAAAAAAUCAAAGUCACGUGGAAGUGUGAGUGUUGGGGAAAACCCGACAUGAGGGCUAGGAGGGAAGCGAAGAAGAGGGCAAAGACAAUGAGUCAUGGAGGUUCAGGUGGUUUAGUUGAUGGGGUGGUAUGUAAGGAUGAAUUAAGUGGUAUGAAGAGGACUUCGAAAAAGUGCGAAUGUCAGGCCCGUGUUUAUGCUAAAGUUAAUGAAGAUGGCUUGUGGGAGUUGAAGAGCGUGGAAUUAAAGCAUAAUCACGCGAUUGAUCCGGAAAAUUCUAAGCUUGUUAAGGAGUACCGCAUGAGGCAAAUGACCUCCAAAGUGAAGAAGACACUGACAGAUUUGUACGAGCAAGGUGUACCAAUUUCUCAAAUACACGGUUUCAUGGCGACCAAACGAAAGGGUAACAUGGCUCUGACAGUAAAAGAUUUACAACAGGAGGUGUACAAGGCUAGGCGGUUGAAGAUGGUUGGAGGGGACUCGGUGGCAAUGAUGGAGUACUUUGACAAAAUUUACCAAGAGUUCGUCAACCCCCUCAAAGAGCUGGUAUAUGAGAGCUUUGACACCGAGGAGUUCCAAACCCGAUGGGCAGAGUUUAUUGCUGAGUAUAAGUUGGAGGACAAUGAAUGGCUACAAAGCCUACACAAAGAGAGUCAUAUGUGGGUGCCUGCGUACGUGAAGGAGUUUUUUUGGGCCGGUAUGAAGACCACACAAAGGGUGGAGAGCAUCAAUCGAUUUUUUUACGGCUAUGUGGACUGCAAAAUAAAACUCCAUGAGUUUCCUCAAAAGUAUUGCAUGGCCUUGGAUCAACGCGUUCGAGAUGAACUGAGUGCAGAUGCGCGUUGCUCGAAGUACCUUAAGAGGUUGGUUAGUGGAUUCAAAGUCGAAAAAAUAUUCCAAAAGUUAUACACGGACAACAAGUUUUAA
Messenger RNA from Chenopodium quinoa (quinoa), 1272 nucleotides. RefSeq names its product protein FAR1-RELATED SEQUENCE 5-like. NCBI's taxonomy places the organism in Eukaryota, Viridiplantae, Streptophyta, Magnoliopsida, Caryophyllales, Amaranthaceae. Gene Ontology annotation, biological process: regulation of DNA-templated transcription. The coding region runs from base 1 to 1272 and encodes 423 amino acids. The record is from RefSeq and is a predicted model, not a curated record. The transcript has 2 exons.